This is a messenger RNA of Hyla sarda, 1129 nucleotides long. It is a transcript of the gene TCIM, whose product is annotated as transcriptional and immune response regulator. The transcript has a single exon. Gene Ontology annotation, molecular function: Notch binding. Bases 342 to 629 code for a protein of 95 amino acids. Gene Ontology annotation, biological process: negative regulation of Notch signaling pathway; endothelial cell activation involved in immune response. NCBI's taxonomy places the organism in Eukaryota, Metazoa, Chordata, Amphibia, Anura, Hylidae. Gene Ontology annotation, cellular component: nucleus; cytosol. The record is from RefSeq and is a predicted model, not a curated record.
CAACUAAAAGUUAUGGCAAAUGACAAACUUAGCUCUGCUACAUUUUGUAUAUUAUUAAUGUAGGGAAUUCUUAUACGAAACAAAACAAGAAAAAAAAAAGAUUUCAGGUGAAAUUUCUGCAGAAAAUCUUCACGCCAGAGGAAAUGUUCCAAGAGGAAAGGGUUAAGUGCUCAUUUCCGGGCCCUCCCUGUGGGUGGAUGAUGUCGCCUGAGCAAUGUGAGAGCUCAGGAUAAAAGGCGGCUCAGCCGGCUCAUACAGCACCAGUUGUGGUGAUCACAGCUACCAGCAAUAAGCUGCAGUGAUCUUGCUGCCUAAACACUACUACCACCAGCAUUAUCAUCAUGUCCACCUCAUUGAGAGUCAGCCCCUCAGUCUACGGCUACCGGUUUGACACGGCUUCCCGCAAGAAGGCCUCAGCCAACAUCUUUGAGGGCGUAGACCAGGAGUCGCUGCAGAAGCUCUUUAAAAAGACUGGCGACAAGAAAGCAGAGGACCGUGCCAGGAUCAUCUUCUGCAUUGACCAGGACAAUGAGGAGAAAGCCAGGGCUCUGCUCGCCCUAAAGCAGAGGACCAGGGACAAAAUCCUGCAAUUCCUCAAGCUCCGCAAACUCCCCAUCAAGGUCAUCUGAGCUCCUGGGCUGCAGAGCUUACAAUCUAAGCUGAGAAGUCCGAGCCUGAGAAGUCCCGUCUGGAGAGGAGAGGAUGGUCUGACAAAGCUUGAAGCCAUUCGCGGCCAAGACUGAUCUCGAGAUGAAGAAUCGAGAGACUGUUCUGCAGAGCUUGCCAUCGAAUCUCUGUCCUGCUGAGUUGAAAGAAUGGACGCCAAAAGAGACUGGUCUUAAAAGGACUGAGCGUUCCCUCCAGAGAAAGGAGACGGCACGUGUCUCCAGGGUGACUAAGGAGAAACCCAGAAAUUUGGGGAUGUGUGGGGGGGCCCCCAACUGGCUGUGCCAAGAAACUGUUCCAUCAAGGGGGGCCAGUAGAUUCCUCCAAGAAGGACUAUGUGGGGGAAGCAGAGGACUGUUACUAGCGAGAGAUGACAUGACUUUUAUUGGUGCUGUAAUACUUCAUUAAGCUAUUCCUCAAUUGUUUUAAAUAUUUUGUUAAUAAAUUAUUUUUUAUAUUUAAA